GUUGAUUGUUUCCAUAUUCAUUUUACAUCAUAGUUGUAUUAUGCGAAUGACUUCUGGAUUAAUAAAUCAUACAUCUAAUAAUGUUAACGCCAAUAAUAGUAACAACGGUAGUUUUAUAUCCACAAGCACUCCUCUAAUUACACCUAAUGGUAAAAGAAGAGGCCGUAAACCGGGUUUGAAUAGUACAGUGGCACAAAGAAGUGCAGCAAAUGCUAGAGAGAGGUCGAGGAUGCGUGUUUUAUCUGGUGCAUUCGUUGAGUUGAAAGGUGCACUACCAUGGGUUCCAAAGGAUACAAAGCUUUCUAAAUUGGACACCUUGAAAUUAGCUGCUGGUUAUAUUGCUUACUUAAGACGAAUAUUGGACACUUCAGAAUCGUCAACAACGAAUUCAUCCCCUCCACCAUCAGUACCAAAUAUAGAGACAGUAGAAGAGUCUGGACUUAUAAGAAAUGCUUCUGCACUGAAAUUACUUCAUAAUGAAGCCUGCUUCCAGUUUACUUCAAAAGUAUGUGAAAAUACCCUACCUGAAACUAUAAAACUGUUCAACCUUGUUACAAACGGUAAUAAUAACAACUUGAAAAAACCACGUGUGGAAGAACAUUCAAAAUACGGAGAUAAAAAUGAAAGAAGUGAAGGAGAGGGGGAAGGAAGAAAUGGAGAAUCAUCAAAUCAAGUACAUUGUCAACGUCAACAAUAUACUCACUCCGAUCAUUGUACACCUUCUUAUCCCCAAAGAAGUCACUUUCCUAAUGAGCCUUACCGCCAAUCUCAACCUCAUCACCCGUAUACGAUGGAUAGAAUCAACUUCAGACAGAGCACAAUAUCAGCAUUAUCUCCUCUAUCUUUACCACCACCGUCUCAGCUACCGAUAUCUUUAACGCAGCCUACAACAGAUAUACAGUUCCCUAUCAAUAGAUCACUCAAUGAUUGUUGCAUUAAUCCUGAAAACAAUAAUGACACUAUUUACUAUGUGGGAUGUGUGAAUUCUGGUGCCUUAACUACGAAAGAUAACACCACUGUUGUUUAUCCUGAAUUAUAUUCAAAUCAAUACGGAUUCAGUGCAUCACUUUCCUGUUAUUUGGAUAAUUUCUAUGGAAAAGACCAUUCUGCUAUUACAAACGAGACAAUUUACUUCAACGAUUCCGAUUCAUUAGAUGACAAUGGAAUACACUCACUAGCUCAUAAUACAAACGAAAAAAGCCGUGAAGGGAUCAACUUAUUAAAGCUAAAAAAUAAUUUCUACCCGAAAUUAACACAUCUAAUUAAACCGCCAGUUGAAUUGCUAACAUCCGAUGCAAAUGUAUCAAACGAAAUUUUGUCAACGUCGAAGACAAUGGGAGAAAAUGAUUCAUACUUUCAUACAAUGUACACAGAAUAUCAGAAGACUGAUUUAGACUUAUCUCUGUCAUCAUCGUCAUCAAUUGAAACAUCCGCAUUAGAAAUUAACGAUGAAUGUAUGUUCACAGUGAAAUCAAAUCCUCAUCCAACAAACCUCCAUUUAAGCAGAAAAAUAAAUAAUGAAAUUUCAUAGUGCCAUCCAUUCACCCAAUUAUUAAUGUAAAC
Messenger RNA from Trichobilharzia szidati, 1563 nucleotides. NCBI's taxonomy places the organism in Eukaryota, Metazoa, Platyhelminthes, Trematoda, Strigeidida, Schistosomatidae. The record is from the annotation of a GenBank genome assembly.